This is a messenger RNA of Dendrobium catenatum, 1053 nucleotides long. Its product is annotated as alpha-terpineol synthase, chloroplastic-like. NCBI's taxonomy places the organism in Eukaryota, Viridiplantae, Streptophyta, Magnoliopsida, Asparagales, Orchidaceae. Bases 13 to 1053 code for a protein of 346 amino acids. The record is from RefSeq and is a predicted model, not a curated record. Gene Ontology annotation, molecular function: magnesium ion binding; terpene synthase activity. The transcript has 5 exons.
UCACCAUAUAUCAUGGAACGUCGCAGUUCAUUUGAAGAUGAUCAAAUCCCCAACCAAACAUUCGCUCGGAGGUCUGCCAAUUACCAACCGAGUUCGUGGGACUAUACUUCACUGCACACGCUAUCAAACACUCUCAAAGAGGAAGUAAACGACCACGUCCACGACCGCUUAGCUGAGGAACUAAUGCAAGAAGUGAGGAAUCAAAUUAACGAUGGGAUCAAGCUCCAGCAACAGCUCGAGCUAAUUGAGGCCAUUGAUCGACUCGGUCUGUCCUCACUCUUCCAUGAGGAAAUCUACCGAGUUUUAAGUGUUUUAUCUCUCAAUAACUGCAAAGAGGUUAUUCUUUGUGGCCUUCGAUCAACGGCUAUUUGCUUCCAGCUUCUUCGUCGCUUUGGAUUUCAAAUAUCUGAAGGGAUUUUUGAUGAUUUCAUGGAUGGUGAUCACAAUGCAUUCUUACCAACACUCUCUGAUGAUGUUAUUGGGCUACUAAGCUUAUACAAUGCUUCUUAUAUGGCUUUCCCUGGAGAGAACAAAAUGGAGUCUGCGAGAUCAUUUGCAGUGAAACACAUGAACAGGGAGAAUAUGCAGGAAAUUUUACCGGGUAGCAUUGAGAGUGCAAUAGGCCAUGCUUUGGAUCUCCCCCUCCAUCGCAGGAUGCCAUGGAUGGAAGCUCGGAUGUAUAUAGACAUGUAUGAGCUUGAAGAUGACAUGAGCCCUCCAUUGCUUCAUCUCGCUAAAAUCCAUUUCAACAAGGUCCAAAGCAUUCAUCAGAAGGAAUUAAAACACGCCGGAAGCUGGUGGAGAAGAUUGGAUCUGGGAAAAACAAUAAACUUCUCAAGAGACAGGCUUAUGGAAUGCUUCUUUUAUGUUGUUGGAAUUGUUCAUCAUCCUGAUUAUGGAUUUUGCCGAGAAAAACUUACUCAAGUUGGUAUGUUGAUUGCAACUAUUGAUGACGUUUAUGAUGUUUAUGGAUCCCUUGAAGAACUUGAGCUCUUUACCCAAAUUAUUGAUCGGUAUAUGAAUGGAGAGGGUGCCUGGUUUUUAGGAUUGUAG